AUGGUACCUCUUCAUCGAGGUUCCCUCGUAUCUUCAGUAAGAUUAUCGGGACUUUCACUUCUAAAACGCAGUUUAAAGAGAACUGUAGUUACUUCGACAGUCGAUUGGAAACCUAUAAAAAGUACAAGAACACCAAAUGAGGAAGAGUCCAAAGGAAAGGGUCAUGGAAAGAAGAUUGUCCUAGGACUGAUGUUUGCGAUGCCAAUAAUUUCAUUUUAUCUAGGAACCUGGCAGGUGCGGAGACUUGAGUGGAAAACCAAAUUAAUUGCCAAAUGUGAAAGUCGGCUAGCCUAUGAUCCAACUCCUUUGCCUAAGCGUUUUGCUCCAGAGAUGUGUGAAAACUGGGAAUACCGUAGAGUAACUUUGAAAGGAACUUUUCUACAUGAAGAGGAGAUGUUCGUGGGGCCACGGGUCAGGAAUGGCGUGAAAGGGUAUAUAUUGUUUACACCUUUCAUCAGGAAAGAUACAGGCGAAAAACUGCUAAUUGAAAGAGGAUGGGUUAGUGAGGACAAAGCUGUUCCCACAUCAAGAAGCUUACAGCACCUUUCACUACCCAGGGGUGACAAUGUAGAGCUUAUGUGUUUAGUACGUGCUCCUCACCCGCGAGGAACCUUUCAAUGGGAAAAAUCUGAUAAAAACUCGAGGUUAUGGCAAGUUGCUGAUAUCUAUGAGAUGGCUGAGAGUUCAGGAUGUCCACCAAUCCACUUGCAAGCGAUAUACGACAUGAAAGAUCACUAUUGGCCGGAGAGCAACAAGGAGAUUGAACACGACUCGCAGGCAAGCAAUAGCACCUCAUCUAGAUGGAAUUUUUGGCCACAAAAUACUGCUGCCAAUGUAAACAGCACUGACGAAAAAUCACUGCGUUUCACGUCAGAGGAGCCAGAUUUAAAGGAUGGCUUGGAAUUCAAUGAAUGGCAAUUUAGAAACGCGGGAGUUCCUAUUGGUAAAGUGCCAAAAAUAGAUCUCAAGAACAACCAUUUGCAGUACUUGGUGACAUGGUAUGGGCUUUCGCUACUAAGCAGCGUUUUCCUAUUUGUUGCAUUACGAAAAUACAGGAAAGGAUCAGGAGUGUCACAAGCACAAGUGAAAAAGGAUAAAUUAAGACACGCCAAAAAAUUCAUGUAA
Messenger RNA from Zygotorulaspora mrakii, 1125 nucleotides. It is a transcript of the gene SHY1, whose product is annotated as cytochrome oxidase assembly protein SHY1. Lineage: Eukaryota; Fungi; Ascomycota; Saccharomycetes; Saccharomycetales; Saccharomycetaceae. Gene Ontology annotation, biological process: mitochondrial respiratory chain complex IV assembly. The coding region runs from base 1 to 1125 and encodes 374 amino acids. The transcript has a single exon. Gene Ontology annotation, cellular component: mitochondrion; membrane. The record is from RefSeq and is a predicted model, not a curated record.